Molecule: messenger RNA, 1218 nt
Organism: Hyaena hyaena (striped hyena)
Lineage: Eukaryota; Metazoa; Chordata; Mammalia; Carnivora; Hyaenidae
Exons: 4
Coding region: 83-685 (200 amino acids)
Source: RefSeq, a predicted model, not a curated record
GUCCUGCCCAGAGUCCAGCUCCAAAAGAGUGAGAGAGGGUAGAGGUGAAAGAAGGGAGCACCCAGCGGCUAGAGAGGCACACAUGAAGGAGAAAGACAAAGAAGGGGCCGAAGGAGAAGAGGAGAAAGAAGAUAGACCCAGGGUCAAUUACAGAUGGACCCAGAAAACACAAGUGACGGCAAUUCGGAGGCAGAGAGGCCAGCCCUCAGAGAAAGAAGACAGACAGGACCCUGGGCUGGGACCAGAAAAGACCUGGGGGGUGAGCAGGGUGCCCACGUGGCCUCUCUGGACCAUCCUUCUGCUGGUACGGCCCUUGGGAGGCCUAGGAUCACCCCUCUGCCCUCGGGAGCCUUUCUACUUCCUUGUUGCCAUCAUGAAGAUGCUGGGAAACAAAAAUGAUGGCACUCUCUACACCCCAGAUGAUCUCUCGGUGUGUCCUGCUGAGACACUGGGCUGCUUUCGGCUGGAGCUGUCUGUGAUCCAGUUUGAAGAGGGCCCAUCCGUCGGGAUUGCUGUGUUCCGGCUACAGCGUCUGCUGGAUGCGCUGGGGGCCCGGCUGUGGGUGACUGGCCAGGGUCCUUGUCCACCCUGUGAAGGACAUCCCCAGCGACCCGUCCCCCUCUUUCUGGCCAAACUAUUGGAGUUAUUACAGGGGGCUUGUGCUCGGCGCCUGUCCUCAGCAUGAGCCUGGGGGGACACAGACCCCUUGGUACUGCCAGAGGGGCUUGGGGGGGAGAGAUGGGGGCCUUGGUCUCCAGCCCCAGCUGCCCAUCCUAAGCCUUCUCCUACUAGGCCAGAGGACCCCAUCUGGAGCCCAUGGAGCCAAGGGGAAGAGAGGAGGAAAAUAAGAUCUGAAGCCUGAAGUCUCAGACCUACUGGGGUAGGGGGUUGGGUAAAUUGGUCCCCAGCUGCCCCUGGUCUCCAUCUGAGGCACUCCCUCCUCUCUCCUCUUCCAGGAGGGGACAAGCAUCGCGCAGGUGUCUUCCACCCUCAUCCCACCCUAGAGGACAGGGAGAGUCUUGUGCCUCAUGUCCCUGGUGGCAAAUAUUUACCCUCUGGAGAGCUUCUCGAGGAAUACUGACGGCUAGGCUAGAUCUUGAACACUAGGCUAGAUCUUGAUCAUCAGUCUCUGCCGGAUCCUGAACAUCUAUAGUUUUAAAAUCAACUUUAUUGAUGUGUAACUUACGUACAGGAAAAAGCAUACAUUUUAAACAUACA